AUGCUGCGCGGCGGAGCCCCCCUGGCCGCGCUGCUGCUGGCGGCGCUCAGCCUGGCCCGCGGGGAGCCCCCGGCCGUGCCGGGCUGCGGGAUGGAGGCUCCGAGCCGCCGCGCCGCGCCCCCGCAUCACCCGCACGGGCUGUACCCGCACGGGCCCGCCGCGCACGGCGCGCCCGGAGCCGCAUCCCCGCGGGGCCGGAGACCGCGGGGAGCCAGGGCAGGAGGAGGAGAAGAGCCGGAGGGCCGGGGCCGGAGCCGGGGGGAGAGGCGGCGGGGCCGGGAGCCGCAGGUGCCGGACCCUCCCCGGGAGCGGCCGCUGCCCGCCCUGUACUUCUCGGGCGGCCGAGAGCAGCUGGCGGCGCGGGCGGAGGCGCUGCCCGCAGUCCCGCGGGAGGAGUUCACCCUGGAGCUGUGGGUGAAGGCGGAGGGCGGACAGAACAACCCGGCCAUCAUCGCAGGUGUCUUCAACAACUGCUCGCACUCAGCCAGCGACAAGGGCUGGGCGCUGGGUAUCCGCGCCCUGCAGCUCGGCGGCAAGAAGGACGCCCGCUUCUUCUUCUCUCUCCGCACGGACCGGGCCGCCAGAGCCACCGAGGUGACCUCGCACCACCGCUACCGCCCCGAGGCAUGGACACACCUGGCCGCCAGCUACGAUGGGCGGCGGAUGGCCCUGUACGUGGAUGGGGUGCGGGUGGGCCGCUCCGGCGGGCAGCAGGGCCCGCUGCACAGCGCCUUCAUGUCCUCCUGCCACACGCUGCUGCUCGGCGGGGACGCCUGGGGCACCAGCCACACUUUCCGCGGACACCUGGCCGGGCUGGCCCUGUGGCGUGGUGCCCUGGCCCAAUCCCACCUCCAGCGUUCCUUCCUAGAGGAGGUGCCUGGGCAGACGGCGGGGCUGGCUCUGGCCGCUGGCUUUGCCACCCCGGAGGAAUGCUGGACGCCUUUUCGGGAGGGUGCCUUUCCCCAGCAGUGGGUGCUGCUGGCCCCACCAGCCCCCGUCCUGCGGCCGCUGGGCCCCCCGGCCUGCGGGCAGACCGCCUGCGAUAACGUGGAGCUGGUGUCCCACUACAACCAGCACUGGCCGCUGCGCAGCUGGAAGGUGGCGCGGUACCGCGUGGUGAACCUGGCCGAGGACGACGGCGGGCGGCCCACGGUCAGCUGGGAGCAGAUCUGGCGGCAGCACCGCGCUCUGAGCGAAGCUUUCCGGCCCUACAACAUCUCCUGGCAGCUCAGCCUGCUGGAGGUGAACAACUCCUCCCUGCGCCGCCGUGCCGUGCUGCUGGGCUGCGAGCCCAGCAAGGUGGGCAACGAGCGCUGCGACCCCGAGUGCGAGCACCCCCUCACGGGCUACGACGGCGGCGACUGCCGGAGGCCCGGCCGCUGCUUCUCCUGGAAGCGCCGCGACGGCGUCUGCCACAUGGAGUGCAACAACAUGCUGGACGACUUCGAUGACGGCGACUGCUGCGACCCGCGGGCCACCGACGUGGCCAGGACCUGCUUCGACCCGGACUCGCCGCAGCGGGCUUACAUGAGCGUGAAGGAGCUGAAGGAGGCUCUGAAGCUGAACAGCACCCAUUUCCUCAAUAUUUACUUCGCCAGUUCGGUGAGGGAAGAGUUGGCUGGUGCUGCCACUUGGCCGUGGGACAAAGAGGCCCUUAGUCACCUGGGUGGAGUUGUCCUCAACCCUGCUUACUACGGCAUGCCUGGCCACACCAACACCAUGAUCCACGAGGUGGGGCAUGUCCUGGGGCUCUACCACGUCUUCAAGGGAGUGAGUGAGCGGGAGUCUUGUGAUGAUCCCUGCAGGGAGACCACUCCAUCCAUGGAGACAGGAGACCUCUGUGCUGACACUGCCCCCACCCCAAAGAAUAAACUCUGUCGGGAUCCAGACCCUACCAAUGACACCUGUGGCCAGACACAUUUCACAGGAACACCCUUCAACAACUACAUGAGUUACACAGAUGAUGAGUGCACCGACAGCUUCACCCCCAACCAGGUGGCCCGCAUGCACUGCUACCUGGACCUGGUGUACCAGCGCUGGGGACACAGCAGGAAGCCAGCGCCCAUCCCGAUCCCCCCCAUGGUCACCGGGCAGACUCAGCACUCCCUCAGCAUCUACUGGCUGCCUCCCAUCAGCGGCGUCCUCCACGAGAGGGAGCAGGACAGGCUGUGUGACAGCUGUGCUGAGGAUGGCACCUUCCGGCAGUACGUGCACGAGGCCUCCUCCCCGCGCGUCUGCGACUCCUCCGGCUACUGGACCCCAGAAGAAGCAGAAGGUCCUCCAGACGUGGAUCAGCCCUGUGAGCCCAGCCUGCAGGCCUGGAGCCCGGAGCUGCACCUGUAUGACAUGAACAUGACGGUGCCGUGUCCCCAGCCGCACGGCUGCAUCCUGGAGCUGCGCUUCCUGCACCCCGUCUACCCCGACUCCCUCACCCUCUGGACCACCUACCUCUCCACAGGCUCUCCCAAGGCACUGUCUGACAUUGAAAUCCUGACAGAGCAAGGGGAGUCCAUCCACCUGGGCCCCCUGGACACCUUCUGCGAUAUCCCCUUUACCGUGAAGCUCAAUAUCCCCAAAAAGAUGUCUGGAGUUAAAAUCUACACCUUUGACGAGAGGAUGGAGAUAGACACAGCCCUGCUGACCUCCAGGCCCCAGAGCUCCCUGUGCUCUGCCUGCAGACUGAUCCAGUACCGGGUGCUCCGUGACCCCCCCUUUGCAGACGGGUCCCCUGCCACCCCCCUGCAGGGACAUCGCCACUUCAUGGACACGGAAGUCACUCCUGGGCAGGUGUACCACUACCAGGUGCAGGUGGUCUCUGGGACAACCUCAGGAGAAGCGUCCCCACCGCUCGUCCAUGUGCAUGGAGCACCCUACUGUGGGGAUGGGAAGGUGGCCACGAGCCUGGAGGAGGAAUGUGAUGAUGGGGACUUGCUGGAUGGAGAUGGUUGUUCCAGAAAGUGUAAAAAGGAAAAAGGCUUCAACUGUGUUGGGGAGCCAAGCCUGUGCUACGUUCACGAUGGGGAUGGUGUGUGUGAGCCCUUUGAGAGGACAAGCAGCAUGCUGGACUGUGGUCCCCACACUCCUGAGGGGUUUGUGGAUCUGUGGGCAGUGAGAGCUUACUCCUCCCAUCAGGAUGCAAAGUCCUGCCCUGCUUCCCUGGUCACUGGAGAGCCUGUGGUGAAGCAAGCUGAAGAAAGCCAAGAGAAUACUCAGGACCCAAAUGAGAAGAUGCUUUUGGGUGACGAGGGAGUUUGGCUCAAGGUUUGCUUUGAGAGACCUGCAGUGACCACCUCUCUCCUGCUCUUCCUGGCCUCCUCUGGCUCUGUCCCAGGCCAGCAGCCCAAGCCGGUGGUUGCCGUGCAGUUGACUGACACAGAUGGACAGAACAGCUCUUUGGGGACGUACGAGCUGUCGUGUCAGCACAACCCCCUCAUCAUCAACGUGACCCACAGCCAGGAGGACCCGCUCCCCCAGGUUGCUUCGGUGCUUUUCAACUUCUCCUCUCCCCUUGUGGGCAUUGCAGCCGUGGCCUUGAGGACCCUGGCUCAGCCUGGCUCCUCUGAGCCCCUCAGCACCUGCCUCCUGCAGCACCAGGAGGGAUGUGGCCAUCAGUGCUACAGCUGUGCCCACGGUGCCUGUGUGGGAUCAGGAACCUGCACGCAGCCGCUGCUUGCUCACGCUGCCACCCUCAACUGCAGCUCGGAUGGCCCAGGGCACAUGGCAUGUGCUGUCUCCUGUGAAAAGGGCUUUGUCCUCCACUCCAAUGGUGGGAAGAGGCUGGGCUCCACGCAGGAGGUGGUGCUGACGUGCAGCUGGGGACAGUGGGACAGAUCUGUGACUUGUGACCCUGUUGACUGCCAUGUCCCUGACCAGUCCCUCGUGUACUAUGCCGAGUUCUCCUGCCCUCUGGGAACCACCUACCUGCAGAGAUGCUCCUUCUCCUGCAUCCCCCCAGCCAAGCUUCAAGGAACAAACCAGUGGCUCACCUGCCUGGAGGAUGGUCUCUGGUCCCUGCCCGAAGCCUUCUGCAAGCUGGAGUGCGAGGCGCCUCCCGCCGUGGCCAACGCCAAGCUCCUGGUGCCGCGGUGCCUGCAGGGCAGCCACGACGUGGGCUCAGUCUGCCGCUACAAGUGCAAGCCCGGCUACCACGUGCCGAGAGCACAGCAGACAAGCCUAAGAAGUAAGAAGUUCCUGAAGGUGCAGUGCCUGGAGAGUGGGCAGUGGGAGGAGGGACACUGUGUGCCCGUGGUCUGCCAGCCCCCGCCCCCCGUCUUCGAGGGCAUGUACAACUGCACGCAGGGCUUCGAGCUGGACAGCCAGUGUGUGCUCAGCUGUGAGCAGCAGGGACAGCAGGUUCCCAUCGUCUGCACUAAGGAGGGCUUGUGGACAGAGGAGUUCAAACUGUGUGAGAGCUUGCAGGGCACCUGCCCACCACCCCCAGAGCUGAACUUCGUGGAGUACAAGUGUGAGCAGGGGCAUGGCAUAGGUGCUGUGUGCAUUCCUUCCUGUAUCAUUCCUCCCAGUGACCCCGUCAUACUGCCCAGAAAUGUCACUGCUGAGACAAUGGAUCACUGGCUGCAGCCCACCAGAGUCCAGAACAUCGUGUGCACGGGCAGGCUGCAGUGGUAUCCGGACCCCUCUGUCAUUCACUGCAUCCAGUCGUGUGAGCCCUUCCAAGCAGACGGCUGGUGCGACACCAUCAACAACCGGGCGUACUGCCAGUAUGACGGCGGGGACUGCUGCUCCUCCACCCUGUCCUCCAGGAAGGUGAUCCCGUUUGCCGCCGACUGCGACCAGGACGAGUGCACCUGCCGCGACCCCGCGGCCGAGGAGAACCAGUAGCGGCGC
Camarhynchus parvulus is the source of this 4848-nucleotide messenger RNA. RefSeq names its product pappalysin 2 (gene PAPPA2). Gene Ontology annotation, molecular function: metallopeptidase activity. NCBI's taxonomy places the organism in Eukaryota, Metazoa, Chordata, Aves, Passeriformes, Thraupidae. The record is from RefSeq and is a predicted model, not a curated record.